AUGGCAACCGUGGUCCCGCCGCCUUCAAAACGGCAGCGUCGUGAAGACCUCGCCCGUACCACAACCCAGGCCGACAUCAGCGCGAUUCUACCGCCGGACAAUGGCUCCUUCAAGGCCCGCUUCAUCGACAGCGCUGGCGCCCAGAUGACCGACGCCAUCGAGAUCCCUCUCGCCGACGCCUCCGAGAAGAAUGUGUCCCUCCUCCUCAACACCCUCCUGGGCCGCGACAGGGAGGACUUCUUGCCGUACCGGUUCAGAAUCCACAUCCCCGGCACCGAAAUCGUGGUGGACCAGUACCCGACGGACUUGCUGGCCCUCCUACGAAGCCACGGCGUGACGAACCCCUUCGAGACGACUGUCACCCUCGCUGCCGAGCCCCAGGCCGUCUUCAAGGUCCAGAGCGUCACGCGUCUCGCCGCCAAGAUCCCAGGCCACGGCGAGGCCAUCCUCUGCGCCCAGUUCUCCCCGGCCUCGUCCUCCCUCCUCGCCACCGGCUCUGGCGACAAGACCGCCCGCAUAUGGGACACCAACACCGGCACGCCCAAGCACACCCUCAAGGGCCACACGGGCUGGGUCCUGGGUGUGUCGUGGGCGCCCGACGGGUCACGGCUGGCCACCUGCAGCAUGGACGGCACCGUGCGCGUGUGGGACCCGCUCUCGGGCCGACAGAUCGGGGACGGGUUCAAGGGCCACACCAAGCCGACGCUGCAGCUGGCGUGGGAGCCCUUCCACCUGUGGCGGGACGGCACCGCGAGGCUGGCAAGCGCGAGCAAGGACAGCACGGUGCGCGUGUGGGUGGUCAACACAGGGCGGACCGAGCAUGUGCUGAGCGGCCACAAGGGGAGCGUCACCUGCGUGCGGUGGGGGGUGGGGGGUGAGGGGACCGGCGCCAUCUACACGGGCUCGCACGACAAGAGCGUGCGCGUGUGGGAUGCCGUCAAGGGAACGCUGGUGCACGAGCUGAAGGCACAUGCGCACUGGGUCAACCACCUCGCCCUCUCGACCGACUUUGUGCUGCGGACAGGCUACUACGAUCACACGAGGGAUGUUCCAGACACCGACGAGGGCAAGAGGCAAAAGGCAAAGGAGAGGCUUGAGAAGGCGGCGGCGGCACAGCAGCAGCAGCAGCAGCAGGGCGACAAGAUUGUCGAGAGAGUCGUCAGUGCCAGUGACGAUUUCACCAUGUUCCUGUGGGAUCCGGUCAACGCGGGCAAGAAGCCCGUCGCGAGGAUGUUGGGCCACCAGAAGCAGGUGAACCACGUGUGUUUCUCACCCGACGGCAGCGCCAUUGCGAGUUGUGGCUUUGACAACCAUACAAAGCUGUGGUCAGGACGUGACGGCAAAUUCGUCAAUACCCUCCGCGGUCACGUCGCCCACGUCUACCAGUGCGCCUUCUCCGCCGACAGCAGACUCCUCGUCACCUGUUCCAAGGACAACACCCUCAAGGUCUGGAACGUGCGGACAUGCAAGCUCGCCGAGGAUUUACCGGGCCACGACGAUGAGGUGUACGCUGUGGACUGGAGCCCGGAUGGACAAAAGGUUGGCAGUGGUGGGAGGGACAAGGCGGUGAGGUUAUGGAGGAACUGA
Molecule: messenger RNA, 1587 nt
Organism: Cryphonectria parasitica EP155
Lineage: Eukaryota; Fungi; Ascomycota; Sordariomycetes; Diaporthales; Cryphonectriaceae
Product: WD40 repeat-like protein
Exons: 2
Coding region: 1-1587 (528 amino acids)
Biological process (GO): ribosomal large subunit assembly
Cellular component (GO): nucleolus
Molecular function (GO): protein binding
Source: RefSeq, a predicted model, not a curated record